Molecule: messenger RNA, 3662 nt
Organism: Cynocephalus volans (Philippine flying lemur)
Lineage: Eukaryota; Metazoa; Chordata; Mammalia; Dermoptera; Cynocephalidae
Gene: THBD
Product: thrombomodulin
Exons: 1
Coding region: 115-1845 (576 amino acids)
Cellular component (GO): membrane
Molecular function (GO): transmembrane signaling receptor activity; calcium ion binding
Source: RefSeq, a predicted model, not a curated record
GCUGCGCGCCAAGGCCAGAAGCGCCUGGGCUGAGACGGACACUAGCGGCUGUCGCCGGCGGCGCCCUGCCUCUCUCAGCCCCGGCCGCUGCCCAGUCGUGCCCGCCCGUGCAGCAUGCUCAGGGUCCUGCUCCUUGGCGUGCUGGCCCGGGCCGGCCUCGGGCUUCCGGCAACCCCGGAGCCGCAACCCAGUGGUAGCCAGUGUGUCGAGCACGACUGCUUCGCGCUUUUCCGGGGCCGCGCGACCUUCCUCGCUGCCAGCCAGGCCUGCGAGCGCCUGCGGGGCCACCUGAUGACCGUGCGGUCCUCAGUCGCUGCGGAUGUCAUAUCCUUGCUGCUGAGCGACGAUGGCGGUGACGGCCUGCGCCUCUGGAUCGGCCUGCAUCUCGCGCAGGGCUGCGGCGACCCCGGGCACCUUGGGCCCCUGCGCGGCUUCCAGUGGGUUACGGGAGACAACAGCACCAGCUACAGCAGGUGGGCUCGGCUCGACCGCGAUGGGGCUCCCCUUUGCGGUCCGCUGUGCGUCACCGUCUCGGCUGCCGGGACCCCUGCGCCCGGCGAGCCGGCCUGGGAGGAGCAGCAGUGCGACGCGGAGGCCGACGGCUUCCUCUGCGAGUUCCAGUUCGAAGCCUCCUGCAAGCCCCUGGCGGUGGAGCCCGGCGCCGCGGUGGCCGCCAGUAUCUCCAGCACCUACAGCACCCCGUUCGGGGUCCGCGGCGCGGACUUCCAGGCGCUGCCGGUCGGCAGCUCCGCCGCAGUGGCGCCCCUCGGCUUAGAGCUGGUGUGCGUGGCGCAGCCCGGAGUGGCCGAGGCGCGCUGGGGUCGGGUGGCGCCGGGCGCCUGGGACUGCAGCGUGGAGCGCGGCGGCUGCGAGCACGCAUGCAACCAGAGCGCCGGCGCGCCCCGCUGCCUCUGCCCGGCCGACGCCGCCCUGCAGGACGAUGGGCGCUCCUGCGCCACGCCCGCCGUGCACUUGUGCGACAGCCUCUGCGAGCACCUGUGCUUCCCCGACCCAGACGUGCCGGGCUCCUACUCGUGCAUGUGCGAAGCCGGCUAUCAGCUGGCGGCCGACCGGCACCGGUGCGAGGACGUGGACGACUGUACGCUAGUUCCCAGUCCGUGCCCGCAGCUCUGUGUCAAUAUGGAGGGCGGUUUCAAGUGCCACUGCCGCUCCGGCUUCGAGCUGGUGGACGGCGAGUGUGUGGAGCCCGUGGACCCAUGCUUAGGGGCUGACUGCGAGUACCAGUGCCAGCCCAUGGGCCAAACCCACUACCAAUGCGUCUGUGCCGAGGGCUUUGCUCCUAUCCCCAAUGAGCCGCACAGGUGCCAGAUGUUCUGCAACCAGACUGCAUGUCCGGCCGACUGCGACCCCAACACCCCGGGUAGAUGCCAGUGUCCCGACGGCUACAUCCUGGACGAAGGUUUCAUGUGCACAGACAUUGACGAGUGCAACCAUGGCGGCUACUGCUCCCACGAGUGUCGCAACCUACCGGGGACCUACGAGUGCAUCUGCAGGCCCGACUCGGCCCUCGCCGUCCAGGUUGGCAAGGACUGUGACUCCACCGAGGUGAGCACUGAAGACGACGGCGGCUCUGGGGAGCCCCCGGCCAGCCCAACGCCCCGCUCCACCGCGAGUCCCCCGUCCUCGGAGCCUGUGCAUUCAGGCGUGCUCAUAGGCACCUCCAUCGCGUGCCUGUCCCUGGUCGUGGCGCUUUUGGCGCUUCUCUGCCACCUGCGCAAGAAGCAGGGCUCUGCGCGGGCGGAGCUGGAGUACAAGAGCGCGGCCCCUGCCGUGGAGGAGGUGCUGCAGCACGUGCGAACUGAGCGGACGCUGCAGAAACUCUGAGGGGCCUCCCUGCCCAGCCUGGGUGUUGCGUGGCCUUUGCCUUCCUGCUGUGCCCCCACGCCCCCGCGCCCAGCUUUACUCCCUGGAUACCCGAAAGCACUGUAGCUGGCAUUGCACCUGGGGAAGACCUUCUCUCAAUCUCCCCAAGCUGUUUUCUCUGAUUCCAUGCGUAGGUGGGGAGGUGGAGGGGAGUGCAAGCAGGGCUACCCCCAGCCUCUUCCACGGCGUCGACGGACAACACAGAGAUGGCAAUUUUACAAUGAAGGCACAGACUUCAGAGUGUCCCAGGCCCUCACCACGGGACGCGGGAGGGAUGAGCAUUGCUGUUCGGCGGCUUUUUGGACAGACCUUGAGCCGGCGGGCUAGUGAUGACCAAGAUAUUUAUUUUUUUAAGUACUUAGAAUUUUAUUUUUGUCUCUUUUUUUUUUUUUUGUCCCUUUUUCUCUACCUGUAUGUCUUCAAUACACACUUUACACAUACCUCCCUUCCCCUCUCUCUCCCCCUCUCUGUCUGUCACUGCCUAUAUAUACUCACCUGACAUGUGGCAGUUAAUCCAUCCGGGUGAGUUUUUCCCCAGCCCUCUUGGAUUUAUGGACCCAGGCCGCAUCUCUCCCCGCUCAUUCAAGCCUGGUUUUUCCUCCCAGGAACUGAGCCUACUCACCUGACGUCGCUGUACCUGUGCCUGACCCUACUUCUUUUUCUCUUAGCUCUCUGCCCAAGCAGAACUCAUAUGUGAAACAGAAACAAAAACACUAAAACCAGAAAUGGUUGGGCAUUUGCUUUUUCACCAGAUCUACUAAUUUUUCCUGAAAUGUCAGGCUCCCAGAGUGAAAUAAUUUGAACAAAGGUUAAGAUUUGAGAGUAAUUACUCAAAUUAAUGUUGAUGGACUGUUAUAGAAAUUAAACCCCAGGAGUUUUUUAUCUUUAUUUUUUAAAUAGUGAGCUUGGGUUUUAUUAUUGUUGUUGUUUUGAUUUGUACUGAAAAACAGUAAUUGUUGUUGAACUUCUUACGCAGUUUCCUUUUUAUUAUCAAUAUUACUUUUUUUUUGACAGUGUUGAAAAUGCUCUAGUUGGACAGAAGAGAGAAGCACCUCCCAGGAGACAACUUAAGAAAGUUUUGAGCAGCAUGAUUCAUGUGAACUAUCAGCUUAAGUCUCAUGGGUUUUGUCACUGUAGGCCAAAAUAAAACCAGCUCUACCAGUUUUAUGGAAUUGGGGAGUUUGGGAAUGGAGCCUGGAGAAUGCCUAGUGAGGAUUUUGCCUUAAUCAGGCCCUUGGAGAAUUUCUCCCAUUUCAGAGUCACCUUCUAGGCUCGGCCAUUGGAAUAUGCUGGUUAGAAAUGCAGAAUCCUAGGUGCCACCCCACCUAGUUCAUGAGAAUCUGUGUUUUAACAAGUUCUUCAGGGGGUUUGAGGACAACUGUUUCAGACAGCUUCCAAUUUGCUGGAAUACAUGAAAUAUGGAUCAGUAAUAAGUAGCUGGCCAAGUCAGGCCCUUUAUCUUCAAGAAACUGAGGAAUCAUCACUGUAUAGCUUUACUUUCUGGUAGAAAAGACGAGGUACACUGCUCUAGACAUUGUUACACAGGGUCAAGAAGGUCUUUGGAUCAACUAAGCUAGGAAUGAAAUCAUGCUUUAGUGUGUGGGGAAAAAAUGUAUCAUAUAAGUGUAUCUUUUGUAAGACAAAUGUUUUCCUCCACUAUUUUGUAAACUCAGCACAUUUGUACAUAGUUAUUUAUUUACUGGAAAUAAACUAGAACACAAGCAAACCCAUGCUUAUGAUGUCAAUUGUACAAAAUAAACAGAUUACAGUGUGCUCUU